AAGUAUGGCAGCAUUUUAUUAAACAGCUGUUGACUAAAGUAAACAAAAAUAAACAAGAUACGAUAUUUUAGCAAAAUUUAUUUAAUUUAAACAAAUAGCCACGCACUAAGACAUAGCUAUGAAAGUAUACGCAUCCACUUAUCUGGAAGAACUGAAACAAAAAUGGUUGUUUCUGCAAAACGCUGGCAAUGUAUUUGAAUACAAUUUAAAUGUUACGAAGUCCAAGUAUUUGCCGGAAAAUAAAAUAAUGUAUAUGGAGUAUAAUCCGCAACGUACACGUCUCAGAAGAUUUCCUCACACAAUCGAAAGCUUGAAACCUGCAUUUAAUGAGAAACUCUUUAAUUUCAAAAAGAUUAAACCUACCGAGCUGCUUAUGAGUAUAAAAUUUGAAGAAACCAAUAUUUCAAUGAUAAUAAAUAAAAGUCCAUUAACGCUAUAUCAUACAUUAAUAUGCCCCGAUGUGUCCGCUGGAUUAUCGCAGUGUUUGACUUUACCUGCUGUAAAGUUUUGCAUAUCAUUUCUACUAAAUAUUGAGGAUAAGGAGAAAUCAUUUCGUAUUGGCUAUAACAGUCCCGGCGCUUUGGCGUCUGUUAACCAUUUACAUUUACACCUCCUAUAUCUGACUACUGAUCUUUAUAUUGAUAAAGUGGAUAUGGUACUCUUAAAGGGUACAAAUAUUUAUCGCUUAAGUGAUAAAAUGCCAACAGAGGCGAUUUGCUUUACAUUUAACAAAUCUAUGAACGAAGAUGCUUUAAAUUUACAAUUGCAAGAACUGUUUGAUUUCAUUGUAUGGUUAUGUGAUCAUGACAUUCCCCACAACUUAUUCUUAACUCCUUAUCGAAGUGGUGAGUCAGUAAAAGCUUUGAAAGCAUUUGUGUUUUGCCGCCGAAAUUUUUGCUACGUCAAAACUUUAAAUACAUACAAUAUUGGGUUUUGUGAGUUGGCCGGUUACGUGACUAUCGGAGAAGAAGAAUUAUAUGAAAAUGUCACAGAACAAGAUGUAAUAGCGAAAAUUCGAAAAGAAACUGGAGAUGUGUAUAAUGAAGUUUAUGAGUAUUUCACGAAAUCAAAUGAUAUUGUUGUUUGGAGCUCUCACGGUGCAUAUGGCAACUCUAUUUCUGUUAUCGGUUUAGAACAGACAAUUUAUAUACCACGUUACCCCCAUGGAUUUCUAUAUUUCAAAUAUUCAAACAAUACAACCAUCAUAGCGAUGGCAAAAUAUACCUUACGAAAGACAUAGCAAAACAGCGAAUGAGUUAGAGCGCCAGAGGAGAAAAGGGGAUGCUCACUUUUUUAUAAUUUUUUAAUAAUAUUGACAGAGAGCAGGCUGAAAAAGGAGAGGAUGUUUUACAGAGAACCCACAGCCAAGCAGCGAGUCAAAACAAAGUGACGACAAAGGCGAAGAGCCAACAAAGGCAGAGUGCCGAAUAGCCCGGUAUGGCAAUAGACACCAAAAACAUUGAGUUUUCCCCCCCUGCCCUCCUUGCCGACAACGCACUUAUACACACACUAAACAUGUGUUCCAUGUGAUGGUAACAAUUCGAAAAAGCAAUAAAAGCACACAAAAUACUCCCAACUGAGCUGAGCGUUUCUAUUCUAUGUGAGCAAGAUGAGUACCAACCGAACACAUUGCGCUGGAGCGACACAUUACAGAGUUGACUGAGGUACACUCGUUGGGCUUGCAAUUGGCGCUACGACUGAGCACUGUUAGUAUUUGCUCCUCAGUUGAGUAACGGAAGGCCGUUGUGACGUUUGUGCGCGGUAUUUAAGGGUUAAAAGAAAAAUUUAAAUAAAUUUCUAUUUGAGCAACACCCCUUUGCGGCCGGCGAGUUCGAUGAGCGUGUGUGUGUGGUGGUGGUGGUGGUCUGGCACAAAGUCGAAGUCGAAAUUAUUGCCGUCGCCGUCAUAAUCAUAGCACGUUUUUCCUUUACUGGCUGUGUUGCAUACAUAUUCAUGUCUCUUUGUACAUACAUAUAAGCACAUGCUACGGAUUAAUGUAGAAAUCGUCAAAUGUGAAUCAUAGAUAUUUAUGUACUUCGUUUGUAUGUAUUUAAAAACCUAGCUAUGUUUGGUCUAUAAAAUGGACAGACAAAAUACCGCACAUACAGUACUGUAAAACGACAACAAAACAACGUGUAAAAUCAACGAAUUUCGCUUUGCUGUCUCCAUUUAUUUUUUUUUUAGGAGAGUGUGUAGACUUACCUACCCAAAUAUCAAAUUAUUGUAAGCGGCGAUAGACGACGCACACGGACAGCGACCAAACUGGCAUAUGGGUAGAUGGGUAGACGGACGGACGAACGAACGUGCUUCGCUUCGUAAGCUGGUGCUAACGUUUAACGUAGCUUGGUUCCUUGACUGCUUGCUCGCCUGACUGCCUGACUGCCUGCCUGUUACGCGUAAUCACCAUACGAAGGAAGUGGAAACCGAUUGUGAAAAAAGAGACGUAGAGCCGGAGGCAGAAGAAAACUCGUCGUAGCCAUCGCCGUCGCCUUCGACGCUUUAUUCGUCUGUGUGUGUAAAUGAAUGAAUGAGUCUGAGUAUAUGUGCGUAAAAUCAAAAUCCUCAAAAACUGUCGCUGGCUGCCUACUGCUUACUACUUGCUACAUACGAGUAUGUACAUACAUACAUAUUUCCUUCAGCAUAUCCAGACAAAUUCACAUUCAGUUUGAGAUCUCUGCGGUGCGUUGCGUGACGGCAGCGAUAGUUUAACGUUGUUGCAAUACGGUUUUGAUUGUGUUUUACGAACUCGAUGGAGGUCGAUUGAAAUCGUUAUUCGCCAUUCGAUAUAGGCCGAUUCAAUGUGCCGUACGAUUAACAAGAACAAAAAAAUAAUAAAUACAAACUACAAAAUUAUUGGUGAAAACUUGUGGUGGCUUUCUGGCUGGCUGGCUUUACUAGUUGUGUCGUGGUGCGGUAUUGCAGGUCGGCCGUAAUACGCAGGUAAAACGGAUACGGGAAUUAAGAAAGACAACAAUAACAACAGCGUGCAACUAAAGAGCAUAGAUAAUUAUUUAGGUACAUAUGUGUGUAUAUACAUAUACAUACAUAUAUGUAUGUGCAUAUAUGUAAAGUGUAUAAAGUAUGCAAGGCACUACCUAAGCAAACCGAAGAAAGUUGCAACAUUGAGUUGAAUAUGAGAUAAGCAUCUACUUAGCAACACACACUAGAAUAGAUACUAAUGCCUUCAGCUACAGUUGAAGGCCUUAUUGAACCUCGACCAGAAAGCCGUUAUGCCAAAAUAAGUGGCAGCUGAAAUUUUUUUGGCGUAAAUAUUUUAAGAAACAAAGAAAAAUACGGAUGUGUAAAAAAUUUUGGUUAACUCGCAGACUAAAGCAAAACCAAAUGGAAAACUAGAAAAA
Molecule: messenger RNA, 3359 nt
Organism: Ceratitis capitata (Mediterranean fruit fly)
Lineage: Eukaryota; Metazoa; Arthropoda; Insecta; Diptera; Tephritidae
Product: GDP-D-glucose phosphorylase 1
Exons: 5
Coding region: 119-1240 (373 amino acids)
Biological process (GO): glucose metabolic process
Cellular component (GO): cytoplasm
Molecular function (GO): GDP-D-glucose phosphorylase activity
Source: RefSeq, a predicted model, not a curated record